GAGCUUGUCCCCCGCACGCCAUGCCACAGAAACCAAAGACGACCUCCGCGUCUGCACAGAAGGGCAAGCCAAUCAGAGUGAAGAAGCGGCCGGCGAAGAAAGAGCCUUUGCCUGUUACUGAACGACUGAAACGACUCUUCACCUCUCUGUGUGCACAGAUAGACGGAGGUCAUUUCAGCAACGCCAUUAAGACAUGUGACAAGAUCUUACGGCUCGAGCCCAGUGAUCCAGACGCACUACAGACGAAAGUGUUUCUGCUUCUUCAAACGGAGCAGUAUGCGCAUGCUCUCGCGCUCAUAGAGGGCAAUGACAAGUACGCCUAUGAAAAGGCGUAUUCGCUGUAUCGGACCAAUCAGGAGGCAGGGGCGAGGAACGCUCUAGAGGUGUCGAAGCGCAAUAAGGGAGAUGACGACCGUGGAGUGUUGCACCUCGAAGCACAAUUGGCGUAUCGUGAAGGCACAUACCAGGCCGCAUUCGAUCUAUACAACCAGCUAUUAGACACAUCGGAGCCGAGCUCGGACGAGCAUGCAGACAUCCUCACCAACCUGGAGGCGGCACAGAAGCACCUCGAGUUCAUUGACAGUGGCUAUCUCCGCUCAUUGGACGACCUUCCCACGUCGGUCACAAAUGACCUGGAGUCUGCCCCUCCCCCACACCCUCCAUCGGCUGCGGCAACCCUUGCAAAUGUCAUUGUUUCUCAAGAUACAGACACCACCAAGAAAGAAAAGCAGGUUAGGCUAAAGCGUGUUCCUAAGAGUGUGGUUAUGGGCGUGACCCCUCCUCCGGAUCCUGAACGGUGGUUGAAGAAGAGCGAGCGGUCGAACUUCAACGCCGGUGGAAAGCGGAAGAAGGGUGGCGGGGGUGCGACGCAGGGCAUGGUGGAGAGUUCAGCGCCAGCAACCUCACACGGAAGCAAGAGCGGGAAUAAAGGGAAGAAGAAGAAGUGAGCGAUGAAUGUGCCCGUCUGGCGGAGGUACCCCUCGCUCGUAUGCAUGCCCCAAUAUGAGACAACUAAAAUCAUUUCCCUGUGCUACCGUAGCUUGGUCUUUCCCUCUAUUGGACAACAUUGUGUACCUCGCUCAGACCAUGCGGGUUAAGAUCUGGCCCAUCGCUAAGUACGCGAACCCAUCCCGUGCUUUGUCCUCGAGCUUCUCCGCGUGUUUGUGGCGAGUCCAAGUUAGCGCCUCGUGAAGUGUUGGGUAGGUUAUCCAUAUUGGCGUUUUU
Molecule: messenger RNA, 1224 nt
Organism: Phanerochaete carnosa HHB-10118-sp
Lineage: Eukaryota; Fungi; Basidiomycota; Agaricomycetes; Polyporales; Phanerochaetaceae
Exons: 4
Coding region: 21-947 (308 amino acids)
Biological process (GO): SRP-dependent cotranslational protein targeting to membrane
Cellular component (GO): signal recognition particle, endoplasmic reticulum targeting
Molecular function (GO): protein binding; 7S RNA binding; ribosome binding
Source: RefSeq, a predicted model, not a curated record